Messenger RNA from Aplysia californica (California sea hare), 768 nucleotides. Its product is annotated as histone H1-delta-like. The record is from RefSeq and is a predicted model, not a curated record. Gene Ontology annotation, biological process: nucleosome assembly; chromosome condensation; negative regulation of DNA recombination. The transcript has a single exon. Lineage: Eukaryota; Metazoa; Mollusca; Gastropoda; Aplysiida; Aplysiidae. Gene Ontology annotation, molecular function: double-stranded DNA binding; nucleosomal DNA binding; structural constituent of chromatin. Gene Ontology annotation, cellular component: nucleus; nucleosome. The coding region runs from base 117 to 716 and encodes 199 amino acids.
ACCUCGCUCCGAAAGUUGUCAUUCGAAUUAUUCCAUCGACAGUCGACAGACGCUCCACACUGUUCUUGUGUUAUAUUAAUUUUGCACACUAGGCUACCUUUCAUUAUUAUAAAGUCAUGUCUGACGUUGCUGUUGCUACCACCCCAGCCAAGGCUGCACCCAAGAAGAAGGCUCCAUCCAAGCCAAAAGCUCCCGCUGCUCACCCUCAGUACAAGGUGAUGGUCGCUGCCGCCAUCUCUGCACUGAAAGAGCGCGGUGGUUCAUCUCGCCAGGCUAUCCUCAAGUACAUUAUUGCCAACUACAAAGUCGGGGAUAACCCAACUGCCGUCAACGCUCGUGUCAAGACUGCUCUGAGAGCUGGUGUCAAAGAUGGCACUCUAAAACAAGCAAAGGGCACUGGUGCUGCUGGUUCUUUCCGUCUGGGAGACAAGAAAGUUGAGAAAAAACCCGUCAAGAAAGUUGCCAAGAAACCCAAAUCUCCUAAGAAAGUUGCCAAGAAACCCAAAUCUCCCAAGAAAGUCGCAAAACCCAAGAAGCCAAAGUCUCCAAAGAAGGCUGCUGCCACUGCCAAGAAACCGGCCGCUAAAAAAGCUGCUGCCAAGCCUAAAAAAGCUACCAAGAGCCCUGCCAAGAAGGCUGCCAAGCCUAAAGUAGCCAAGAAGCCAGCAGCAAAGAAAGCUGCCGCCAAGCCCAAGAAGUCCGCAGCUAAGAAGUAAAUUGGUUUUGUUCCAGUUUCGCGGCUGACUGGUCCUUUUCAGGACCACCCCA